AUGGUCGAAUUUAAUUUUGGAAUUUUGACAUUGGUAGAAUAUAUAAUAAAGCAGAUAAUGAGAGCGAUGGUAGACAACCCGGGCUUCGACAGAGUCCUGAGCAAGGUGGACGUUGUGUCAGCCACCCCGGGUAAGGUGGUGUGUGGGAUGCGGGUGGAAGAGGAGCACACUAAACGGGGAGGGACGCUGCACGGCGGGCUGACAGCCACCCUGGUUGAUGUCAUCUCCACCAUGGCCAUCAUGUACAGUGAGAGGGGAGCACCAGGAGUCAGUGUGGACAUGAACAUAACGUGA
Mugil cephalus (flathead mullet) is the source of this 294-nucleotide messenger RNA. RefSeq names its product acyl-coenzyme A thioesterase 13-like. The coding region runs from base 1 to 294 and encodes 97 amino acids. Gene Ontology annotation, molecular function: fatty acyl-CoA hydrolase activity. The record is from RefSeq and is a predicted model, not a curated record. The transcript is spliced from 3 exons. Lineage: Eukaryota; Metazoa; Chordata; Actinopteri; Mugiliformes; Mugilidae.